Molecule: messenger RNA, 608 nt
Organism: Rubroshorea leprosula
Lineage: Eukaryota; Viridiplantae; Streptophyta; Magnoliopsida; Malvales; Dipterocarpaceae
Source: the annotation of a GenBank genome assembly
UUUUUUUUCUUUUUCUCCUUUUACCUCCAGGCGAACCCAGGAGUUGGGUUGUGAGGAACCCAGGAGUUGGGUUGUGAGGAACCCAGGAGUUGGGUUGUGAGGAACCCAGCUUGCGGGUUUGCACCUAGGAGCCUGGGUUCACGAGGAACCCAGCUCGCAGGCCCAAAUCUAGUUGAUGAUAGUUGUUUUUGAUGGGUUGGAGGAGACAGGAUUAAGGGUUCUGAAUCAAGUCAACCAUGGUAUAAGGCAAAGAUCUAAAGAGUACAUCAGUAACAGCUUAGCCAUUGUUGCUAACAUGCCACUUCUUCUUGAGAAGUUUGGUCUGAAAAUGCACUGAAAUUUCUUGUUUCUCUUGCUUCAGAUUUUGAUUUCCAAGUCUUGAUUCUCAGUUUCUGGUUUGUAAUGAAAAUAAUUGUGUAAAAUUACACCUGUAAAGACUAUUGUGGAUUUUUAAUUAUCUCUUCUUUUCUUUGAUUCGUUUCAUUUCUGUUGUUUUUUUGAAAAUUGAUGAAUUACGAAUUUAGGAAGAGAUGAUAAACAUAAAUAUGGAAAGAAGGAAGUCCUAUUCUCUCUUUUCUUUUUUACCACAAGAAAGUAUUGGGUUCCUC